This is a messenger RNA of Medioppia subpectinata, 2754 nucleotides long. Lineage: Eukaryota; Metazoa; Arthropoda; Arachnida; Sarcoptiformes; Oppiidae. The record is from the annotation of a GenBank genome assembly.
AUGAACGGCAUAUCGUCGACGCCGACGCCGAAGUCGAUGUACACGGAGUGGUCAGUGCUUCGAGUGGUGGAAAUGUGCGAAUCCAGUCGCGUAUCGGUUGUCCACAAAAUGCCACAAAUCAAUGGCACACUUCUGGUCAACUCGUGUGUCAAACCGUUGGCACAGAUGUUGAACAACGCAAACACAGCCACCGUUUCGUCGAUGGAUAACGACUUCUUGCAGAACGAUCGCGACGUCCUCUGGAUUAUGGAAGUGCUGUGUUAUGGCCUCUCUUUGCCCAUGUCUUCGGGCGAAUCUUCGGACUGUGUCCGCGAUUGCGUCCAUAUAUACAGCGAAUGGUUCCACGCGUUGAGUCCAGAGAUGUCUAAAUCGAAAGUCAUUCCGUUUCCCAUUAGAGACGACCCGAAUCUCUAUUGCCGUAAAAUCUUGGAACACAUUUACAACAUAUUCAUCUCCAGACCCGUCGCCACCACCGAUGCCAACCUCUUGGACGGCAUAAUCCAACGCCAGAGUAUGUUAUGUCACCGACUGUUGCGAACCGUCGAGAGUGUGGUUCAGGACGCGAAUAACGUGAUGGACAGACAGACGUGGGACACACUUCUCAUAUUCCUGUUGGCCAUCAACGACACGCUUCUGUCGCCGCCCGUCGAGGCCAACGACAUCGGGACACAACUCUGCGAACGAAUCAUUAGUGUGUUGUUUGAGAUCUGGUUAAUCGCUUGCGUCCGAUGUUUCCCUUCGCCAUCGUUUUGGAAGACAUUCCAACACUUGAGCACUGGUUGGCGACACAGACCGCCGCUCGUCGACAACUGGAACAGAAUUAACUACUCGUUGACAAUGCGUUUAGUGAAACACAUGUCUCCAAACACUUAUGACAUUAACGCCAAUUCUCCCACUCAUAACAAGAACACAUUGAACGAGAUCUUAGAUGAGAUGAACGAAGAGUCACUCAAACAGUGUUGGUAUCGAUUCCUACACACAAUCGGUAAUCCCGUGGACUUGUGUUCGCCGGAGAUAAUCAGCAAAACCGAUCGCUUCUAUCACAGCGCCUGUGCCUCGGAGAACGUGGUCGACCCGCGACAACACCCGUGUCUUAAUAAUUUGCCGCAUAUUUUCUACAAAGCGAUGAAAGGUCUGUCUAUUCUUGUGGACACAUUUCUGGGUAUACCAGUGACUGUGGAGGAGAUCGACGCCGACAUGUAUAAGUCGACGACAUCGUUAACCCUAUCGGCCGCGAGCUCUACACAAACGCCGCCCACACCUCCCGAGAAGCGCAGAGAUUUCGCGCGAUUUAAUUAUAAUAAGCAAAACCCACAGAAGUCAUUGGCGCCCACGAAGAGUGUAAAUGUCAAUAAAGUGGAACCAAUUAUUACUCCCUUACCGACCAUUAUAUACCCGUCGGCGCCCGACUAUAUUCUGGCGCCAACGCGACCCAAAUCGACCUCUAUUUUGGACAUAUUAGGCGAUUGGCUCUUUCAGGCGGCGCUCUACGGGUCGGACCUGAAAGAGAAACACGAAAUGAUUCGGUCGAGUAGUAAUCAAUCGUUUACUCAAUUAAAUGAAUUACAACGCAAACCAUCGGCAGCUUCUGAUCGCAUAUUGAUUGAAACGCUACCACUUCUGAGCGCCGAGAGCUUCGAAGCGGGUCAGGCCGAGGCCAUCGGCGCUCUCUGUCGGCUCUUCUGCUUCAAAAAAGCGGACGAAGAGAUCUCCACAAUGCUUAGCAAACAACCGCAUCCGCCAUCAGUACAAAAGGUCAAGAAUUAUUUAACACGUUUUCAUUUAGCCCUUCAGUUCGGACUAUCGCUCAAAGAACCAUUUCGUCGCCAAAUAAUUGCGAGUAUUCUUAUAAACUCGACCAAAAUGUUUGAAGUAGACCUCCCGGGGGGUAGUCUUUUGAUUCCUCAUUACUUGAAAGCACUGGAGAUUUAUUUGAUUCCAAAAGAAAAGCUAAACACAAAACCCGACGUCGAGAUUCGCCGGUCAUGUAUUAAACUAUUGUUAUCGCUGUUCUCAUAUCCGCUUCACUUUAACGAACUUCCCAUUAAAGGCGGUUUUCUGUUAAUGGUUUCCGACGCCGCAGUUCACGACUGUUUUACUCAAAUCGAUUCCAUAGACACCAGCAUUGAGACGAUGAGAUCAAAUUCAUUGAAUGAGCAAAUGAGAUCUGAAUCGCCAGGACUUCAAUUCGGACAACAGUUUUUCCAUCAAACGAGUUGUGACUCAAGUCUGGUCUCAAAUGAUAUCCCGUAUUCAGACGACGGGAAAGGCAUUCCUGACACAGCGAAAGGACUGUUCGGUCGGACGCUUUCACAUGUGGGACAAGUGCUAAUCAGAUGUCGCGAUAAAAACCAAUACGAUUCGCACGUUUCGUUGGCAGCUCUGGAAGUGUUGUCAGCCAUCGGACGAAUCCAUUUGUCGAACGGCUCGAAGAGCUCUCAAUACACGAAUUGUGUGCUCGAAUGCAAAGAGACAGUGAAGCAGAUCUUCUCGUUCAUUGAGAAUCAGUGCGAAAAACCGGCGCCAUUCCACUCGAAAGACUUACAUUCCACGAUUGUCGCCGCCUAUCAGUGCCUCGCCGUCUGGUUUCACGAACACUCACACCUUCUCAAGGAAAAGGACUGCAUUUCGAUGCUCUUAGAGGUCAUCGAAUUGGGUAUUUCCGGCUCAAAGUCCAAGAAGAAUGGAUUCGUAUUCAAAGCCGAUAAGCAGCUAAAGCCCGCCUCAAUGAGAGUGCGAGAAGCGGCCGAAUCG